UCCCUCCGCCCACCUCGCCGAAGCGGAGCCGCCGUCGCCAGCAGCGCCGUCAUGUCGGCCCCCGCCGGGUCCCCUCACCCGGCCGCCAGCGCCCGGAUCCCGCCCAAGUUCAGCGGAGCGGCCGCGCCCGCAGGCCCGGGCCUGGGCCCGGCGCAGCACCAGCAGAACGGACCAGCACAGAAUCAAAUGCAGGUUCCAUCUGGGUAUGGAUUGCAUCAUCAGAACUAUAUUGCUCCCUCAGGACAUUAUUCUCAAGGACCUGGGAAAAUGACCUCAUUGCCAUUGGAUACCCAGCAUGACGAUUACUACUCUGGUCUCUAUACAGUUCCAGCACAGAAUGUGGUGACUCCUAGCACAGCACACCAACAGCCAGGAGCACAGCAGAUGUAUGGCAGGGGUCCUCCUGCCCCUCAUAUUGUGGGAUCCACUCCAGGAUCUUUCCAAGGUGCUGUGUCAUCAGCAUCUCAUUUGCAUACGAGUGCCUCCCAGCCACACUCCUCUUUUGUGAAUCACUACAAUAGUCCAGCCAUGUACUCUGCCAACUCUUCUGUUGCUUCUCAGGGAUUUCCCUCUACUUGUGGUCAUUAUGCUAUGUCAACUGUUUCUAACGCUGCAUAUCCUAGCAUUUCGUAUCCCUCCCUGCCUGCUGGUGAUCCAUAUGGGCAAAUGUUUACCUCGCAGAAUGCUCCGACUGUCAGGCCGGUUACAGAUAAUUCAUUUUCUGGUCAAAAUACAGCUAUCAGCCAUCCAUCACCACUUCCACCUCCACCAUCGCAACAGCACCACCAGCAGCAGAGUCUUUCAGGAUACAACACUCUGUCGUGGUCAGCUGCAGGCCUUCCGUCAACCCAAGACAAUCUCGUCCGAAACCACACGGGAUCCCUGGCUACAGCCAACAACAACCCAGCAAAUACUGCUGCAGACUCUUUAUCCUGUCCUGUUGUGCAAAAUGUCCUGCCUCCCAAGUCCAGCCCGGGAGCACCCGCUGUUUUAUCCGGAGCCGCAGCGGCAAGAAUGCCUCCCGCGGCACCCCACCCAGCUGAGCCUGCGGCCUCGGUGACGCAGCCGUCAGAGCCGUCGCAACAGAAAGGCAUGCAGUAUGGUGACUAUGUUAAUAAUCAAGCUAGCUCCGCACCAACUCCCUUGUCAUCAGCUUCCGAUGAUGAGGAAGAGGAGGAGGAGGAUGAGGAAGCAGGUGUCGACAGCUCUUCUACCACAAGCAGCGCUUCUCCAAUGCCCAACAGUUACGACGCGUUAGAAGGAGGCAGCUACCCAGAUAUGCUUUCUUCAUCAGCAAGCAGUCCUGCUCCUGAUCCCGCCCCCGAGUCCGACCCGGCUCCGGCUCCGGCUCCAGCCCCCGCUGCUUCUCAGCCUUCAAAACUGGCUAAGCCUUUCGGCUACGGCUACCCGACUCUGCAGCCCGGUUACCAGAAUGCGGCGGCACCACUGACGGCCGGCGCGCAGCCCGGUAACCCUGUGUACUCUGGAUUCCAGCAGUAUCCUCAGCAGUAUCCUGGCAUGAACCAGCUGUCCUCCAGCCUAGGAGGACUGAGUCUUCAGAGUUCUCCACAACCAGAAAGCCUGAGACCUGUGAACCUCACUCAGGAGAGGAAUAUCUUACCCAUGACUCCGGUUUGGGCUCCUGUACCUAACUUGAAUUUAGAACUCAAAAAAUUAAACUGUAGCCCAGAAUUCAGGAGAAGCGGUAACUUGGAUGAGUCUUGUAGUGACAGUGGUUGUCGAACUGGUGAAAAGGGGGCACAAUUACCGGUGAUAACAUCAAAUACCAUCGUGAGAUGCCGAUCUUGUCGAACUUAUAUUAACCCUUUUGUAUCCUUCAUUGAUCAACGUAGAUGGAAAUGCAAUUUGUGCUAUAGAGUUAACGACGUUCCUGAAGAAUUCAUGUAUAACCCCCUCACCCGAUCUUACGGAGAACCUCACAAACGACCGGAAGUACAGAAUUCCACUGUGGAGUUCAUUGCUUCUUCAGAUUACAUGCUUCGUCCUCCUCAACCUGCAGUUUACUUGUUUGUUUUAGAUGUGUCUCAUAAUGCGGUCGAGGCCGGAUAUUUGACAAUUUUGUGCCAGUCACUGUUAGAAAAUCUAGACAAGCUUCCUGGAGAUUCACGAACAAGAAUAGGAUUCAUGACCUUUGAUAGCACUAUUCAUUUCUACAAUUUACAAGAAGGAUUAUCACAGCCUCAGAUGUUGAUUGUGUCCGAUAUAGAUGAUGUUUUUUUGCCUACACCGGACAGUUUACUUGUGAAUCUAUACGAAAGUAAAGAGCUUAUAAAAGACUUAUUGAACGCAUUACCAAAUAUGUUCACCAAUACAAGAGAAACACACAGUGCCCUUGGCCCUGCGCUUCAGGCUGCCUUUAAAUUAAUGUCUCCAACAGGUGGCCGUGUGUCUGUAUUUCAGACACAGUUACCUUCCUUGGGCGCAGGACUUCUGCAGUCCAGAGAAGAUCCUAAUCAGAGAUCAAGUACAAAGGUGGUACAACAUCUUGGCCCUGCAACUGAUUUUUAUAAGAAACUGGCUUUAGAUUGCUCAGGACAGCAAACUGCAGUGGACUUAUUCCUUCUGAGUUCACAGUAUUCUGAUCUUGCUUCUCUAGCUUGCAUGUCCAAGUAUUCUGCUGGGUGCAUCUAUUAUUAUCCAUCUUUCCACUAUACUCACAAUCCUUCACAAGCAGAAAAGUUACAAAAAGACCUAAAACGGUACCUCACAAGAAAAAUUGGAUUUGAAGCUGUUAUGAGAAUAAGAUGUACUAAAGGUAUGAAAUUUGUAUUUUGCAAUGACGUUUAUUCAUCGUUUUGUUUAGGGGAGCGGAGAAUUAGAGUGCAUACGCUUUGCUCGCCAGUGGUCAGUUCGCUGGCAGAUGUGUACGCGGGAGUGGACGUACAAGCCGCCGUCUGCCUGCUGGCAAACAUGGCUGUGGAUCGAUCCGUUUCAUCAAGCCUGUCCGAUGCCAGAGAUGCCUUAGUGAAUGCGGUCGUGGACUCGUUAUCCGCGUACGGCUCGACCGUCUCGCAUCUGCAGCACUCCGCGUUGGUAGCACCCAGCUCCCUCAAGCUGUUUCCUCUCUAUGUCUUGGCCCUUCUCAAACAGAAAGCAUUUAGAACGGGUACAAGCACACGCCUGGAUGAUCGUGUAUAUGCCAUGUGUCAGAUAAAAUCUCAGCCACUUGUUCAUCUAAUGAAAAUGAUUCAUCCCAACUUAUACAGGAUAGACAGACUGAUAGAUGAGGGUGCGGUACAUGUUAAUGACAGGGUUGUACCUCAGCCACCUCUUCAAAAAUUGUCUGCAGAGAAGCUGACCAGAGAAGGUGCUUUCCUUAUGGACUGUGGCUCUGUUUUUUAUAUUUGGAUUGGGAAAGGCUGUGACAAUAACUUCAUAGAGGACGUGCUUGGGUAUCCUAAUUUUGCAUCAAUACCACAGAAAAUGACACAUCUUCCAGAACUAGACACGCUUUCAUCAGCAAGAGCCAGAUCCUUUAUAACUUGGCUUAGAGACAGCAGACCAUUGAGCCCAAUCCUUCACGUGGUAAAAGAUGAGAGUCCUGCCAAAGCGGAAUUUUUUCAGCAUUUGAUCGAAGACCGGACAGAAGCUGCGUUCUCAUACUAUGAAUUUCUGCUUCAUGUCCAGCAGCAGAUUUGUAAGUGAAGUGGAAUAAAAUUGAGUAAGAAAAAAAAGAUCCAUACCCAGGUAGGGCGUACUCUGUCAGAAGCGCGUAGGAAAUCUCAGUGAAGGCAUUUACUGUUACGAGACACAAUGCACAGCACCCUGUCUGAGGCUUUGGCACAAGGUAAAGGGGAAGAGAGAAUGUGACAGGUUUUCUGCAGCCUAAAUUAAUGGUAACGAUGAUGCCGUUUCACCAAUAUCUUUUCAAUUGGUUCUACACAUUUCCAGUAGUUUGGCAGUACCGCGUGCUGUUCAUUGCAAGCUGGCUAAUUCAUGUAGCUCUGUGGAAUGAUACAUCAUAAUGUAAAAUUAGAUAAAUUCUUUUUUCUUAUAAUUAACAUAACACUCUGGACUUGAACUCUGACAAGAGAUGCCAAAAGGCAGUGGUACCGUGUUAUUCGUUUAUAUGAAUUACUUUUUAACAAGGAAUGAUUCUUAUUCAUUAAAUGAAUUCAACAUUUUCCCUGCAAAAACAGUAGAGUUUCAGUACAUGAACUAUAGAAAAAGUAUAUAUAUAUAAUGUACAUAAAUGUUACAUUUGUAAAGAAAAUGUAAAAAUUUAACUACAGAAUAUGAAUUGCUUAAACUGUGCUGCAUUGUUGGAUGACAACUCUUUUUGUCACAGUUAGAGAAUGAGGUUGAUUAAUGCAUAUUAUGAAUUGAGUCCACAAAGGAAACACAAAACUCUUUGUAAUCUGUUAAAUCUUUUAUGUGGAUUUAUUUAUGAUCAGCCUACUAAUUAAAAAUAUUUUGCUUGACA
Messenger RNA from Propithecus coquereli (Coquerel's sifaka), 4444 nucleotides. RefSeq names its product SEC24 family member B (gene SEC24B). Gene Ontology annotation, molecular function: SNARE binding; zinc ion binding. NCBI's taxonomy places the organism in Eukaryota, Metazoa, Chordata, Mammalia, Primates, Indriidae. Gene Ontology annotation, cellular component: COPII vesicle coat; endoplasmic reticulum exit site. Gene Ontology annotation, biological process: intracellular protein transport; COPII-coated vesicle cargo loading; endoplasmic reticulum to Golgi vesicle-mediated transport. The record is from RefSeq and is a predicted model, not a curated record. Bases 52 to 3666 code for a protein of 1204 amino acids. The transcript has 23 exons.